GUAAAAUGGAGAAAAAGGGAAAGCCCGAAUGAAGUAAUGGAGAGAGUUCCGUUAUAUUUAUUUUUAAUUUGUGCGUUGCUAGAAAGAAAAGAAAAGUCAAUCGUAGAUUUUUUUUCUCAAAGAGAAUCCUUACGUUUUAAUCAGUCUUGCAGAUCCACAUAAUAGCGGACAUAAAAACAACAAGGCAACCGCACAGUCAUACUGGCAUAAUAUUUUUUUAAUACACGUUUAAAUAACAAUUUCUUCUGUAACUACACACACUAAAUAUUCACAUAAUCGAUUGGACUUUUUAAGUUACUUUUAACUUCAGAUCGCUGUGUGUGCAAUGAAUUAAGGUAACGUUUUCUACAUAGCUCCAGUCUAGCAUGUGACGUCACUAUCUACGACCAAUUACAUACCGAAGAAGAAGAAGUCUCCGACGCCGAAGAAGAAAACCAGGAAGCCAAACAUGGAGGAGCGAGAGUCGUUGAAAAGGCAAAUAGAUCUACUACAAAGUCUCAUCAACAAGCACAAGAGUGUCCAUGGCGACGCACCGAGAACUUCAGAGGCGUCAACAUCAUCCAGGUGGAGGAGCCACAACACAUCUGUCGCACAUCCGCACAACUCCAGGAGGAGCCCUUAUACGGGCCAGAGCCACGGCAGCUGGAGGAAGACGUACUCUCUGAAAAACAAGAACCCUUUAUCCGUUGCCUCAACCUCGUCUUCAGGACUAAGCUCAACCAUAUCUCAUAGUUCCGGACACUCGGUGGGAGAGGCAAGUGGGACCCCGAAACCCUCCACUGCGUCAUUAAAGACUAUGCAGCAAAAAGAUGUUGAAGGCCGUGUCCCAGGGAUUAGGAAUGUUGCCGGCGAUAAAAACGACACGCCUGUGCCUCAGCCCCUUUCUGUCGCAAGAUGUCUCCCAGCAGAAAGGCAGCAACAGAAGCUCCAAGAACCUGUAGCGACAAAAGUGAAAGCGUCUCCUGCAAGCAACUCUCCAUCGAAAGGCGACACCGUGAUCCGUGUACCCCGGUUACAAAACCAAACUUCCCUCGGGAAAAGCAACAAAACUCACACGGAAUAUCUGGACAACAAAAAACAAACUCUUCAAAACGAAAGUUCGUCAAGUCAGGUUCCUCUUCCAUCACAGGCCGUGUCUCAGUCCAGGCAGGUUUUAAAGUCCAAGUUCAGGUGGGUUAAGAACCAGAGUACUGGAGGGACACAGCCCAGUCCAAGUAGUAGUACUACCGGCAGUACUUCUGCAUCCACAAAUCGGACUCUAAUCUCAACCUUAGGCUCCAAAGCCGCAUCAUUAAGUGGAAGCUUCCUGUCAUCGUCAGUCGUCCGGAGAACCCCAGGAAGGAAGUUAACCCGGAAAUCCAUCCCGGUCUUUGCAGCCCCCCGGACGUCUAGAUACCAGUGGGUCCGAUCCCAAGCAAAAACUCCCAGAAAACCACCAUCUCCGAAAGCUCCGACUAGAACUCAGCGAUCUCUGGAAAAGGGAGAAACCCCAAAGAGAAUGAAACCGACUUCUUUCACCUCGACAAAACCGAAAAGGAAAUUAGCGUCUCCCGGUUCUUCGCUGAGUAGAUAUUGCUGGAAGGCCGGCGGUUCCGGAGCCGGAUGGGAAGCGGCGUCCCACCGGCGAUCGUCCUUUGUUUGGACGUCAGAUAAAAACAACAAGGGAGCAAGAAAGGUGUUGCCCGCCUGUACCGCAGCGCAGUCAUCUCCCAGCGCGUUCAAACUCCGCAGCAGGAUGAAAAUCAUCAGGGGGUCCGAUAUCAGCGGAAGGGGGUCGGUGAAGGUGGGCGUCCCGUCAGGUGUAAAACACUCACCGCGGGGCCGGCUGCACAGCGCCGGUCGGGUUCCCACGGGGCCUCGAAGGACACCCACCAGGGAGCUUGUCUCUUUCGGGCGACACAAGUUGAGACGAGUUUCUCCCACCUCAUGGAGAACAAGUCCGGGCACGUCCUUCCACAGCACUUCGGCCUCCCAGAGGAUAUGUCGGGCCCAGUACAAGAAGGUGAACUGCCCGGGUUCCAGUUAUUUAAACACUCUGCCCUACAACGCCAGCCUCUCGUGGAGAGCCAAAAAAAUCCAGUUGGCAAGGAGUUUCCUCCAGAGCCGCCAGAGACCGUGUCACAACCGAUACCCGGCAGCCGCCCACCACUGGAAAGGGUCUGGCGUGUGUUGGAUUCGGGGUAGUCUCUACCAAGUGUCGGCCAAUAAGCUCUCCCGCAAAGUCGGCCACAACAUGUCCAUCAACCGAACAGGGCGAGCUUUCAACGUCUCUCCUGGCAGUUCUCCUACCGCUCGCUCCAACAGCUCACGUCAUCUGGCCAGCCGUGCGGUCCAGCGCAGUCUCGCCAUAAUCAGGCAAGCACGGCAGAAGAAGCAGCAAAGGCAGUACUGCAUGUACUACAACCGUUUUGGCAAAUGCAAUCGGGGCAGCAGCUGUCCCUACAUUCACGACCCAGACAAAGUGGCUGUGUGCACAAGGUUUCUACGUGGGACAUGCAAACAGGCGGAUGGAAGCUGCCCGUUCUCGCACAAAGUAGCCAAGGAGAAGAUGCCGGUGUGCUCUUACUUCCUGAAGGGAAUCUGCAACAACAGCGACUGUCCUUACAGUCACGUCUACGUUUCCCAUAAGGCGAAAGUGUGCGAGGACUUUGUCAAAGGCUACUGCCCCGAGGGAGAAAAGUGCAAGAAGAAACACACACUGUUGUGUCCGGACUUCACAAAGACCGGUUCCUGCCCUCGGGGAUCCCGCUGCAAGUUGCAACACCGCCAACGUACCAAACGGAGCACAUCCACCCCCGUGAGACCUCGGAACAAGGAACCCUCCAAGAGCCUCUGCCGGUCUGAGGUCCUUCUGCAAGGCUCUCAGGAAACCCCAGGUACAUCUGCUGCCAGUUUGCUGGAACUGCCAUCUUUUAUAUCUCUAUCGAGCUCUCCAGAGGAACCGGACACACCGGACCUACUGCAAGCCAAGACCUCCCAGUCUAAAGACAAAAAACUGCAGAUAAAACCUCGCUUGUAGAGGACCCCCCCCCCCAACACCAGCGGCACUGGAGGACCAACGCUAGUUUUACCCCACGGACGUCUGACUUUUAGCUUUUAGUUUUAGUUUGUGCAAUUGGCCUUCAGGUUUUGGACAGUUUACACAAGCUUCAGUUUUACUGAUUGGGUGAGAGAAGCGCUACCAAGUCCAGAAGGCCGUCUUGUGUGGCGCGUUUGUGUUUUUCAAUAUGCGGCGCAGUUAGCAUCCCCUCAAAUGCAGACUUUGUUCGCGAUACGUCAAUUCAUUUCACUUUUAAACACAACUAAUUAUUUUAGAAGGUUUGACAAAUAUGGUUUUCUUUAUUUUUCUUAAGUGGCUACACAUACUCACAGCGCUUGGCUAACUUUUUAAAAAACUUUUUUUAAGUUGUGACGCUAGACGUUUACAAUGUCGGGAUGUGGGACAAUUUUUAAUAUUUGGAAAAAAUGUAUAGAGGGUGGCUAAAAAGGAAGUGAAGCACUCGGACACCCCCGCCGUACGGGGUCACCUGAUCCGGCGGCGUGUUUAUGACCAUUUUGCGCUGAAAGGCGGUGACAGCAGCAGCAGGGGGUGCUUCGCUUUCAUGGCGAGAGAUGAGAAACACGAGCGUGAAGCGACUUGAUAAUUGCUGCGGGAUAGCGGACGGUGUUUUACGCUCCUUUUUCACCACCAUUGUAAAAAUACCUGGAUGACGGAUUGGAAAUUAAAGAUGGAAGAAAUUAGUUGGAAUUUUUUUAUGACUGAAAUUGUAUUCUCCUGCGUUUGUAUUAUAAUGCGGCAUGAUAAAUGUGCCAUGCAAAUAAAUGUGCCUUCCUGAUAUAUGUCUUGGUCAUCGGUCAGGUUCUUCAGGUUCUUCAUUCAUAUCGCCAUAGAGCAGGGGUCUCAAACACGCGGACACUAGUUUGAGGCCCCCUCCUUGAUAUGAAAGUUUAAUGUUAGUGCGGCCCGCGCAAGUUUGAUAUGGAUGCUGUAUGGUAUCAUGUACCCAGAAAAAAUUAUUACGUUUGAUUAAUGUUCAUGUUAAAGGUUAAAUAACUGUUA
Molecule: messenger RNA, 4060 nt
Organism: Doryrhamphus excisus (bluestripe pipefish)
Lineage: Eukaryota; Metazoa; Chordata; Actinopteri; Syngnathiformes; Syngnathidae
Gene: zc3h3
Product: zinc finger CCCH-type containing 3
Cellular component (GO): nucleus
Molecular function (GO): metal ion binding
Source: RefSeq, a predicted model, not a curated record